This is a messenger RNA of Aphidius gifuensis, 621 nucleotides long. RefSeq names its product inositol-trisphosphate 3-kinase homolog (gene IP3K1). Lineage: Eukaryota; Metazoa; Arthropoda; Insecta; Hymenoptera; Braconidae. The record is from RefSeq and is a predicted model, not a curated record. Gene Ontology annotation, biological process: inositol phosphate biosynthetic process. The transcript has 4 exons. Gene Ontology annotation, molecular function: inositol tetrakisphosphate kinase activity; inositol-1,4,5-trisphosphate 3-kinase activity. Bases 1 to 621 code for a protein of 206 amino acids. Gene Ontology annotation, cellular component: cytoplasm; nucleus.
AUGGAAAAUUUUCCACUUGCAAUAUCUGAUACAACCAUGAUGGAUGUUGAUGUAUCACUAAAAUAUUUAGCACUUAAUGCUCUUGAUUUAACAGUUCCAGCAAGUGAUAUAUUAUUAAAAAAUCGUUUAAAAUCAUGGUUUCAAUUAUCUGGACAUCCAGAUGGUUUUGCACCAGCUGGUCCUGGUACAGUAUGGAAACGUUUAACUGGUGAUUAUUUAUUAUUUGGUUUUAAUGAUCCAUAUGUUAUGGAUAUUAAACUUGGUACACGUACAUUUUUAGAAACAGAAGUAUCAAAAAAAAUUGCUAGAAAUGAUUUAUAUGAAAAAAUGAUUGCUGUUGAUCCAAAUGAACCAAGUUAUAAUGAACAUUGUUGUAAAGCUAUUACAAAAUUACGUUAUAUGUUAUUUCGUGAACAACAAAGUUCAACAUGUUCACAUGGUUUUCGUAUUGAAGCUAUGAAGCUAGCUGGUAAAGAACCAAUUACAAAUUUAAAAACAGUUAAACAUCAUAGUCAUGUUUUUGAUACAAUGAGCUCAUUUAUUGGUAAUAGAAAAAAAACAUGUCAUGAUAUUUUAAUUAAACUCAAUGAUUUAAGAUCUCGUACAAUAUUGCGAAUUUAA